This is a messenger RNA of Nanorana parkeri, 1191 nucleotides long. Its product is annotated as gastrula zinc finger protein XlCGF52.1-like. Bases 1 to 1191 code for a protein of 396 amino acids. The transcript has a single exon. The record is from RefSeq and is a predicted model, not a curated record. NCBI's taxonomy places the organism in Eukaryota, Metazoa, Chordata, Amphibia, Anura, Dicroglossidae.
AUGAACCCUGAAGGUACUUUCGAUGCUGGUGAGAUGUCUCUAACACGAUGUGAUGUUUGUGACUCCUCAGGUGGACGCCACGUUUCGUCUGCAGAGGACGAUGGAGAAGACAAUGGGAUCACCGGACAUGGUCAGGGAGAGAGACCUUUUCUGUGCUCGGAUUGCGGUCAAAGUUUUAAACGGAAAGAUCAUCUGAUCAGACAUGUGAGAAUUCACACGGGGGAGAGUUUUCCGUGUGUAGAGUGCGGGAAACGUUUCAAAUGGAAGGACCGACUGGUAGCGCAUAUGAGAACCCACACAGGCGAAAAGCCGUACUAUUGUCCAGAGUGCGGGAAACGCUUCGCCCAGAAAGGCAAUCUUAACAAGCAUCGGGAAACUCACACAGAGAAAAGGUCCCUGUCGUGCUCAGAGUGCGGGAAGUGUUUUGAAAAGAGAUCUGAGCAUACCAUACAUCGGAGAAUUCACACUGGUCAGGUGACCUUUUCCUGCUUGGAAUGCGGAAAAUCAUUUAUAAAUAAAUCCCAACUUACUGUACACCAAAAAAAUCACACCGGGGAAAGGCCCUUCCCAUGUUCUGAAUGUAAUAAAUCGUUCGUAGCAAAAUCAGAACUUGUUGUACAUCAGAGAAGCCACACCGGGGAGAAGCCGUUUUCAUGCCCAGAGUGCGGGAGAGGCUUUUCCAUUAAAGGACAUUUAACGUGCCACCUGAAACUGCACACUGGUGAGAAGCCGUUCUCCUGCCAAGAGUGUGGGAAACGUUUCAGACUUAAAGAUGAACUCAUUGUACACAUAAGAAGCCACACGGGCGAGCUUCCUUUUGUAUGCUUAGAGUGCGGGAAAGGUUUUGCACUGAAGGCUAAACUUCGCAGGCACGAGAGAACUCACACGGGCGAGCGACCCUUUGCCUGUUCGGAGUGCGAGAAAAACUUCUUACAAAAAUCGCACCUUCUCAGACACAUGAGAAACCACACAGGCGAGCGUCCUUUCCUGUGUGUAGAGUGCGGGAAGCGUUUCCUUUAUAAGCGAGACCUUUCUGCUCACCAGAGAAGUCACGCGGGUGAGCAUGUUUUUUCGUGCUCGGAUUGCGGGAAAUGUUUCACUUACAAAGGGCAAUUUCUGAGACACCUGAAAACUCACACGGGUCAGUCUCCUCCUUCCUGCCCCAUAGUGCGGAAAGGGUUUCACCCAUAA